This is a messenger RNA of Cicer arietinum (chickpea), 772 nucleotides long. RefSeq names its product embryo-specific protein ATS3B-like. NCBI's taxonomy places the organism in Eukaryota, Viridiplantae, Streptophyta, Magnoliopsida, Fabales, Fabaceae. Gene Ontology annotation, molecular function: protein binding. The record is from RefSeq and is a predicted model, not a curated record.
UACACUAAAUUAUAAUAAAAUAUUAGAAAAGAGUAUAGUGUACAUAGUGUAGUUAAAUAUUGCCCCUGACUUUAAAAUGUCCAACAAUAUCUAUUAAGUGCUUCUCCUUCUCUUUUCUUUAAAUUUAAAGCGAUUAAAAAGAGGUUAUUAACAAAAUCAUGAAAGUUUUUACUUUAAUCUUCACAUUCUCCAUAAUUGUUGAUUUGUUGCAAGCAACACCAACUUUGAUCACUCGACAUACAAUUCAAACCAACCAAUCUUCCACGCUUAACAGUGUCGAGGGAGAAGGUUGCAAUUACAAGAUCACCAUAGAGACAAGUUGCUAUUCUCCACCAUCUACAACCGAUCAAAUCGAUUUGUUAUUUGCAGACGCUCAUGGCACUGAGGUUCUUGUUCCAAGAUUGGAUAGUAUUGCUUCUGGGAUGUUCGAUCAAUGCACGACAAGUAUAUUUAACAUAACAGCAAAAGUUUGUAUCGAUAAAAUCUGCAAAGUGUUUGUAUAUAGACGUGGAUCAAAUGGUUGGAUACCAAAGACUAUUACUGUAAAUGACUAUAUGCACCCUCCUCUCGCAGUUUACCUCAACGCUUCUAUUCCUAAUGAUGGUCUUGGCUAUGGCCGCAACUUGUGUAAGCUUCCUUCUAAUAAGUGAUUUAUGCACUACUUAAAUAAGAGACUAAGAAAUAUUUAAUGAUAGUAUUCAAUAUUUCUUUUUGCGUUGUUCUUACAUCAAUAUGCUAUUAGAUCUUCCCUAAUAUUUAUUUGCAUUUUCUA